This is a messenger RNA of Pelobates fuscus (common spadefoot toad), 2061 nucleotides long. RefSeq names its product solute carrier family 35 member E3 (gene SLC35E3). Gene Ontology annotation, molecular function: antiporter activity; nucleotide-sugar transmembrane transporter activity. The transcript is spliced from 5 exons. Gene Ontology annotation, cellular component: Golgi apparatus. Bases 631 to 1557 code for a protein of 308 amino acids. Lineage: Eukaryota; Metazoa; Chordata; Amphibia; Anura; Pelobatidae. The record is from RefSeq and is a predicted model, not a curated record.
UCGUGCGCGACGGAAGUGCGCAUGCGCGUGUUCCACUGUCAGUCCCCGGCCAGAGAGAGGGUGCUGUGUGUGGUUGGGCUAUGCUGCUGCUAUAGAGCACUGAUUGAUUAUAUUUUUAUUAUAUGCACUGCUAGGGUCUGCAUGCUGGAUAUGCUUUUGGUUUGUGAUAAACUUUAUAUGUUUUACUUGCCUCCAUCCUUCUAUUCUAUCCCUGUUAAGCAAUGUCCCUUUAACUCCUUACCCUUUCCCAUUGCUUGCACUGUAUUUCUCUAAUUUAGUUGUUACAUCUAGCACUUACUCCUUUAAAAAAAAAAAAAAAAUUGUAUAUAUAUUUUUUACAUUUAAACUUAAUGCUUAAUUUAGGUCACUUCCCAAUUUUCAUUUGUAAACUAAACUUCCUACUUUGUAGUCAAUGCCCAUCUCUUAUAUUAACUUGCCCCAGUGCUCCCUUUACUAUUACAUUAUCACCCUGCUGCAGCCUCCAUAACUUGCUACCACAGCUUCUAUAGUUUUGUUACACUAGAUGCCAUACAUUGUCACCCUAUUUGCUGGUCUUCUUUUGUUUAUUUACCCCCUUGCUCCUUCUUUGACUGCUGAUUUCCACAUUUUGUUAGCCCAUUUCCUUCUGCCAUGCGUGUGUCUUUGCCUUGGAAAAUUGCUGCUGGCCUUCUGGUUAACCUGCUCUCAUCCAUCUGUAUUGUGUUUGUGAACAAGUGGAUUUACAUACAUUAUGGCUUCCCCAACAUGAGCCUCACCUUGGUGCACUUUGUGGUUACUUGGCUGGGACUGUAUAUUUGUCAAACAUUCGGGGUCUUCUGCCCCAAGAGCCUUCCUGCCUCCAAGGUGCUGCUUCUAGCGCUGAGCUUCUGCGGGUUUGUGGUCUUCACCAACCUGUCGCUUCAGAACAACACCAUAGGUACCUACCAACUGGCAAAGGUCAUGACUACCCCUGUCAUCAUCUUCAUACAGACUCUUUGGUACGGGAAGUCCUUUAACCUCAAGACCAAGCUCACUUUGGUACCGAUUACAUUAGGGGUGUUUCUUAACUCCUACUAUGACGUGAAGUUUAACAUGCUUGGCAUGGUCUUUGCAGCCCUUGGCGUUCUAGUGACGUCGCUUUAUCAAGUGUGGGUAGGAACUAAACAACACGAAUUACAGGUGAAUUCAAUGCAGUUGUUAUACUACCAGGCUCCAAUGUCCUCUGCCAUGCUGCUGUCGAUCGUACCUUUUUUUGAACCAGUUGUUGGAGAAGGGGGUAUAUUUGGACCAUGGUCUGUUACAGCCAUUGUGAUGGUAAUAUUUUCUGGAGUUAUUGCUUUCACCGUCAAUCUAUCCAUUUAUUGGAUCAUUGGAAAUACCUCUCCAGUCACAUACAAUAUGUUUGGACAUUUCAAAUUCUGUAUCACUUUAAUAGGAGGAUACAUUUUAUUUAAGGACCCAUUGUCUCUAAACCAGGCCCUCGGAAUAUUUUGUACUGUGUUUGGCAUUUUAGCAUAUACCCGAAUCAAAUUCAGUGAGCAGGAAGUGAAUAAAAGCAAGUUAGUUCAGCGACCAUAAGACUCUACAGUACCCUUGGAAAAACAACAUUGUAUACAAGAGAUCUAUUUUUUUAAGGAUCCAUAUAAGUUUUAUUUGUUACUACAUUGGGAAAGUAAAUUUUGUAUAACAUUUCAAUGUGUCCUUGGACACUGGACACUGCACAGGCCUUCAUUCUGUGCCAAAACACACAUCACCACAACACUGCAACGAUAAAAGCAGAUUCGCAUUGUGUUAAUCUAUAAUCGGCUGUUUCUUUUUGGAACAUUAUGUACACUUUAUAAAUAUCAAUGCUUGGAUAUAACAAACAAACAAACAAAUCAGUUAUAAAACCCCAAAAUAUAAUAUUCUUUGGUGAUGCAGAGUGAAAUAGAAGAAUUUUACAUCAUUAUUCCUUUUAUGACAGUAAUUUUGUAUCUAUAUUCUAAAAUAUGUAGAUGUGCAAUGCAUGUCGGAGUAUAAUUUUAUUUUUGCUGUUUGUGUUUUUGUUAUCAUGAAAAUAAAAUUUAAUUAGAUUUGUUUGUA